This is a messenger RNA of Lodderomyces pseudojiufengensis, 1317 nucleotides long. RefSeq names its product glutamate N-acetyltransferase (gene ECM42). Gene Ontology annotation, biological process: L-ornithine biosynthetic process; L-arginine biosynthetic process. The coding region runs from base 1 to 1317 and encodes 438 amino acids. Gene Ontology annotation, molecular function: L-glutamate N-acetyltransferase activity, acting on acetyl-L-ornithine as donor; L-glutamate N-acetyltransferase activity, acting on acetyl-CoA as donor. Gene Ontology annotation, cellular component: mitochondrial matrix. The transcript has a single exon. NCBI's taxonomy places the organism in Eukaryota, Fungi, Ascomycota, Pichiomycetes, Serinales, Debaryomycetaceae. The record is from RefSeq and is a predicted model, not a curated record.
AUGCACAGAGUCACCAAACUUUCAAUUCGUCUAUUGUCAGAUAAAGCAUCAAGAUUUGUACCUAAGGAUGGAGUCUAUCCAAAAGGUUACAUAGUUGGAGGAAUACAUUGUGGUAUUAAAAAAGAUGGUAAAUCAUUUGAUUUAGCUUUACUUCAUAAUACUUUUGGUAAAGAUGCUUCAGCUGCUGCUGUUUUCACUACCAACAAAUUCAAAGCUGCUCCAGUACAAGUUUCUCAAAGAAUAAUAAAGGAAACAAAGGGGUCGGGAAUAAAUUCAAUAGUUGUUAAUAGUGGUAAUGCAAAUGCUGUUACUGGAACACAAGGUAUUAAAGAUGCUAAUGAUAUGGUAAUAGUCACUGAUUCAGUAUUGGAGAAUAAAACUGAUUCAACUUUAGUAAUGUCAACAGGUGUAAUUGGGAAUAAUUUACCAAUAGAUGAAAUAUUAUCAGGUAUUCCAAAAUUAGCAUUAAAUCAUUUAGGUAGUUCUCAUCAAGAUUGGAUAAAUUGUGCAACAGCUAUUUGUACAACUGAUACUUUUCCUAAAUUAGUAAGUAAACAAUUUCAAAUAGGUGAUGACACUUAUACUUUAGCCGGUUUGUGUAAAGGUGCUGGUAUGAUUUGUCCAAAUAUGGCUACAUUAUUAGGUUUUUUUGUGACUGAUGCUCCAGUUUCACCUUCUGCAUUAGAACAAAUUUUAAAAUAUUCAGUUGAUAGAUCAUUUAAUAGUAUAACGGUAGAUGGUGAUAUGUCAACAAACGAUACAAUAGUCGCUAUAGCGAAUGGUGCGGCAGGUGGUGAAGAAAUUGAUUUAAACUCUUCAUGUGCCGAAAGAUAUGGAGCUUUACAACAUGAAAUUACAGCUUUUGCUCAACAAUUGGCUCAAUUAGUUGUUAGAGAUGGUGAAGGAGCUACAAAGUUUAUAACUUUGAAAGUAAAAGAUGCUUUGUCUUAUAAAGAUGCUAAAACAAUAGCUUCAAGUGUUGCUAAUUCUGCAUUAUUUAAAACUGCAAUGUAUGGGAAAGAUGCAAAUUGGGGUCGAAUAUUAUGUGCAAUUGGUUAUGCAGAUGUUGAAAAUGAAGCAGUUGUUCCAUCAAAAACUAGUGUUAAAUUUGUUCCAGUAGAUGGAAGUGAAAGUUUGGAUUUAUUAAUAAAUGGUGAACCAGAAAAAGUUGAUGAAGAUAGAGCUUCAGAGAUUUUACAGGAUGAAGAUUUAGUGAUUGAAAUAGAUUUAGGAACAGGUGGAGGUCAAAGUGCUGAUUUUUGGACUUGUGAUUUUUCUCAUGAAUAUGUAACUAUAAAUGGGGACUAUAGAUCUUAA